AUGACCACCAACCAGUUGAGGUCCAGUGGUUUCUGGGUCAUAUCUUGGAGCUCGACGAUCUCCAGAUUCAUUAAUAAGUGUGUCACCUGCCGUAGGCUACGCGGUGAAUCUCAGUGGCAAAAGAUGUCAAACCUGCCAAAGGACAGAGUUGAACCUUCACCACCCUUCACAUACAGCUGCAUGGAUGUUUUUGGUCCUUGGGUGAUAAAGGACGGCCGAAGAGAACUAAAGAGAUACGGCCUCCUUUUCAGCUGCAUGGCUUCUAGGGCUGUACAUAUAGAGACUCUUAACUCCAUGACAAGUGACUCUUUCAUCAAUGCUCUUCGACGAUUCCUAUCCAUAAGAGGUCCUGUCCGUCAACUUCGUUCAGACAGAGGCACAAACUUCAUCGGAGCUGAGUUAGGAGAGGGUAGUGCUGCUCAUCAUGACCAGAUCAGAAAAUUCCUUCUGAAUAAAGACUGUGACUACAUCCACUUCAAAUUCAACGUCCCAUCAGCAAGUCACAUGGGCGGCAUGUGGGAGAGACAAAUACGCACUAUACGCCGAGUACUAGAAGCCUUGUUAUACAAAGCUGGACAACAACUUGAUGAUGAGUCCCUGCGCACCCUCAUGAAUGAAGCAGCUGCUAUUGUAAAUAGUAGACCUCUGACCAUCGAGAACUUGAAUGAUCCCACACAUCCUGAACCCUUGACACCAAACCACCGUCUUACGAUGAAAACUAGUGUGCUGUUACCAUCUCCUGGCCAAUUUCCAGUUGAGGACUUGUACUCUAGGAAAAGAUGGAGGAGGGUCCAGCAUCUAGCCAAUGAAUUUUGGAAGCGUUGGAAGCACGAAUUCCUUCAGAGACUUCAGUCACGUCAGAAAUGGAUUUAUCCUCAGAGAAAUGCGCACGUCGGUGACAUUGUAAUUGCGAAGGAUGAAAAUCCAAGAAACCAAUGGACGCUAGCCAGAGUAGUUGAUGUAUACCCAUCCUCAGACAAUCAUGUGCGCAAGGUUAAGUUAGUGAUGAGUGACUCUAAAUUGGACAGUCGCGGAAAGCGAAUCUCACAGCAACGUUACUUAGAACGACCGAUACAUAAACUUAUUUUGUCGGUCACACAAGAAGACCAAGGAAGAUUCCCUAACAAGGAGCCAUAG
Lytechinus variegatus (green sea urchin) is the source of this 1137-nucleotide messenger RNA. RefSeq lists its product as uncharacterized. Gene Ontology annotation, molecular function: nucleic acid binding. Gene Ontology annotation, biological process: DNA integration. NCBI's taxonomy places the organism in Eukaryota, Metazoa, Echinodermata, Echinoidea, Temnopleuroida, Toxopneustidae. The transcript has a single exon. Bases 1 to 1137 code for a protein of 378 amino acids. The record is from RefSeq and is a predicted model, not a curated record.